AUGAAUAAUAGAAAUACAGGCUCCAUUGUCCGGCUUUCCCCGGAUACCUACAGUAUCGAUGAUCCAGAGGCCAUUCGUCAAAUUUAUGGUGCUGGAUCAGCCUUCACGAAAGCUCCAUUCUACUACGCUUUUGGAAACCCAGACAAAAUCCAUGCAGACUUGUUCUCCGAAUUGGACAAUGGGCGGCAUGCAACCAAGCGGAGAAAGUUGGCAUCGUUGUACUCAAUGAGCUCGCUAGUAAACUACGAAGCCACCAUUGAUGAAAUCAACAGUGAGCUAUGUGAGAAGAUGAACUCCUUUGCCACUACAGGGACACCGUUUCAAUUCCCGACGUGGAUGCAAUUCUAUGCUUUCGAUGUCAUCGGAAAAAUCACAGUUGGUGAAUCUUUCGGCUUCCUCCAAGCCGGAUCAGACUGGAACGGCAUCCUGGGUGCUAUCCAUGAUAGCAUGGUUUACGGCAGUCGGAUGGGAAUAUUUGCUGAAUUCCAUUGGAUUCUCUCGAAAAUUGCCCGAUGUCUCAGAAUCCCUAUCCCGUUUGAUCUAAUAUCCAACUAUAUUAUAGGGCAAAUCAAAGCAAGGUCAAACUCUGAUGGUACAUCGGACAAGCCGGGCACGGACUUUCUUUCCCAGCUCCUCAUUCGAUUUGAUGCCGAUAAAAUAAACUAUACGGAUCUUUUCAAUUCGAUUGGGGCGAACAUUGCUGCUGGCUCCGAUACCACGGCCAUCUCAUUGAGUGCAAUAUUUUAUUACCUUCUUAAAAAUCCAGAAAAGCUCCUGAGACUUGAAGAAGAGGUUGACACGGUAAUGCUGGGACUUGGAAGAUCUAGGGGUGAACCUGUUACCUACCGUGAGUCCCAGCAGAUGGCUUAUCUUCAGGCUUGUAUAAAGGAGGCACUACGCCUUCACCCUGCGACAGGCUACCCUCUCCUACGUGUGGUUCCGCAGGGAGGAGCUACUCUGGCUGGCAGGUUCUUCCCCCAAGGCACAUUGGUCGGGGCAAACCCUUGGGUCUCGCAACAGAAUGAAAGGAUAUAUGGACCAUAUCCUGGGUCUUUCCGACCCGAAAGAUGGUUAGAAGACAAAGACAAGGUUUCAAUCAUGGAAACAAACUUUCUCUCUUUUGGCGCCGGGGCUCGAACUUGCAUUGGGAAGAACAUCAGUCUUUUGGAAAUGUCAAAGGUUAUUCCUUGUAUUUUAAGGAAUUUCCACAUCCAGCUGGAGCAAUCUGAGCAGCCCUGGGAAACCAACACUGCUUGGUUCGUCAAGCAGAAGUUUCGAUGUCUAGUAAACCUGAAAAAAGAUGGUUUAGGUUCGAAUGGAAAAGGGUUGGAGGGUUAA
This is a messenger RNA of Penicillium pulvis, 1338 nucleotides long. Its product is annotated as cytochrome P450. The record is from RefSeq and is a predicted model, not a curated record. Bases 1 to 1338 code for a protein of 445 amino acids. Gene Ontology annotation, molecular function: monooxygenase activity; oxidoreductase activity, acting on paired donors, with incorporation or reduction of molecular oxygen; iron ion binding. NCBI's taxonomy places the organism in Eukaryota, Fungi, Ascomycota, Eurotiomycetes, Eurotiales, Aspergillaceae. The transcript is spliced from 4 exons.